Molecule: messenger RNA, 1082 nt
Organism: Triticum aestivum (bread wheat)
Lineage: Eukaryota; Viridiplantae; Streptophyta; Magnoliopsida; Poales; Poaceae
Product: antimicrobial peptides-like
Exons: 2
Coding region: 183-767 (194 amino acids)
Biological process (GO): defense response to fungus
Source: RefSeq, a predicted model, not a curated record
AUGGCCUCCACAUGGUUCACUUCAUGGCACACGCAAUAAACAGCAGUCCUCUCGCGAAGAUGCCUGGCUCAAAUCAAAUCAAAUGCAAUAGACAUCUCGCUCGUGUGUAUAUAAAGGUCGGCGCUGGCCUUCAAGUUCUCCCAUCCAUUGCCAUCCAUCUCUACUCUCUAGUGUGAGCAGCAAUGGGGUUCAUUCACAAGGGUGGGGUUUGGUGGUUCCUCCUGCUCGCCGGGGUGCUGCUGGCUGCGGCGGCGGCAGCAGGCGCGGAGCAGGACGAUGGGGCGGUAGCCACUGCUGUCCCGGAGGUGGAGGAGGCGGAUGAGGCCCGUCUGCGCGUCGAUGAUCCGGAGGAGAACGACUCGUGCGACCUCAAGUGCCAACACCACCAAGUUCCGGCGAGGAAAAAGCAGUGCGUCGACGAGUGCCACAGCCGGGAGCAUCACCACCCCAGCAGAGCAUCUUGCGAGAACAAGUGUAGCCACUGGCAAGACCCGACGAGGAAGGACCAGUGCGUGCAACAGUGCAUGCGCCGCGGCCUCAGCCUCGCUGUGGGCGGCGGCAACGACGUCGACGAGCACCGCCACGCCCAAGAGGAGGAGGUCGCCGGGGAGUGCCAACUGUCUUGCCAAAGGAAGUGCCAGGGCUGGAAAGAUCGGACCAAGCACCAACAGUGCGUGCGACAGUGCGUUCGCGGCAGCAACAUCGUCGACGACGAGCACCUCCGCGGCUGGGAAGCGGUGGCCGGCGCCAUCAUCGAGGCGGUGUGAGUGUCAUGUCACGCACCUAAUAAUAAUAAUAAUAAUGUAAGGGUAUAUGUCUUGCUAGGCAAAGGCGCGAGAAUAAAAGACCAAUAGCGUGCGGUAGCUGCAUGCUUGGCGUCGUUGGCGAUGCUCUCCUAGGACUAGGAGAGAGCUGCAUGGAACUCUGUUCCUUUUCCUUCUUAGCAGGUUGGUCUGCUAGCUCUUAUAGCGGUUCCGGCUAUGUUUACACCAAAAAAGCAAGAACUGCAUGCGUAUGUUUACGUGUAUGUGUGCAUGCAUGUGUUGCACCAAGAAAUGAAAAUCUACGUAUCUUUCCCGUUA